GCUCUCAAAAUUCUCAUUACCUCUUCUCUCGCUUUUGCCUAGCUUUUCGUUCCUUCGUUUUCCUCUUUCUCUUGUUCUUCCCUCUCUAAAUCAUCACCCAUAACUGAGGGAGGGAAGAACGUACAAAUCCUUUUAAAACUGAGUAUAUAAUUGGUUAUUAUAUAUCAAAUUAAGCAGUUAAAGAGAAGAGUGAAAGGGAGAAAAUCUCUACUUUGAAAAUGUCGGUGUCUAAACUUUUCUUCGGAGCUCUUACAAUCGUAUGGAUAGUUUUCUCCAUUUUUUUCCCAAUGGCACAGGCUCAGUCCGCAGCUCCUGCACCGGCUCCGACAAGCGAUGGAACAACAAUAGACCAAGGCAUAGCAUACGUCCUUAUGUUGGUGGCUUUGGUCCUCACUUAUUACAUCCAUUAAUCCUUUUGUCAUUUUAAUUUUGGUCUCUAUUUAGUUUAAUUAUAUUUUCUCAUUUUGAUUAUAAUUAAAUGGAGACCAUAAAAGUUAUGUGGUAGAGAAAUUAACGAGGUUUUCUAAUAUUUGGAGUGACAAUUUUGAAGUUCAUUUGUAUAACGUCGAUGUGCGUCAACUGUUGGAAAUAUAUUUCAUCACUUUACAUCU
Brassica rapa (field mustard) is the source of this 611-nucleotide messenger RNA. RefSeq names its product arabinogalactan protein 41. NCBI's taxonomy places the organism in Eukaryota, Viridiplantae, Streptophyta, Magnoliopsida, Brassicales, Brassicaceae. The record is from RefSeq and is a predicted model, not a curated record.